Molecule: messenger RNA, 398 nt
Organism: Python bivittatus (Burmese python)
Lineage: Eukaryota; Metazoa; Chordata; Lepidosauria; Squamata; Pythonidae
Product: histone H4
Cellular component (GO): nucleosome
Molecular function (GO): DNA binding; structural constituent of chromatin; protein heterodimerization activity
Source: RefSeq, a predicted model, not a curated record
CUUGGUUGGAAGGAUGUCUGGCCGUGGGAAAGGAGGGAAAGGUUUAGGGAAAGGAGGUGCCAAGCGGCACCGCAAGGUCCUUCGUGCUAACAUCCAGGGUAUCACGAAGCCUGCCAUCCGCCGCUUGGCUCGUCGUGGGGGAGUGAAGCGGAUAUCUGGGCUCAUCUACGAGGAGACUCGCGGCGUUUUAAAGGUGUUUUUGGAGAACGUUAUCCGGGAUGCGGUUACCUACACUGAACACGCCAAGAGGAAGACGGUGACGGCCAUGGAUGUCGUUUACGCUUUGAAACGCCAAGGUCGCACGUUGUACGGUUUUGGUGGUUAGAAAGGCUCAUCUCCAUUGCUAACAAAAUAAUCCAAAGGCCCUUUUCAGGGCCGCCCACGCCGUCAUUUAAAGA